CAGUUUCUAAUUUGUUUCUCCUGCACUCCAUCAGCCUGCAGGCUCCUGUUCUUCUCGCUGAUCACGCUUACCAGGAAAAUGUCUAAGCCUCAGAGUUCUCUUCCAUGCCUGCUUCUGAUCUUCUUCUCCGCAGCGCUCCUUCAUUCCUCUCAGGCUGAUGUUGGCACUGCUGCUCAGUACAGGCCCCCUUAUUUACCUACCGCCUGUGGAGGAAGUGACCAGGGACAGUUUCCUCCGGGCAACCUGUUCGUGUCCGUUGGCGAGGGGAUUUGGGACAAUGGUGCAGCUUGUGGAAGGCAAUAUCAGGUGAGGUGCAUAAGCGCUCCCGUGCGAGAAACCUGCGUUCCAGGGAACACGAUUCAGGUAAAGAUUGUGGAUCGUGCACUCUCUUCGGUGUCCCGACCUUCAAGAAGUGAUGCUACCAUAGUUCUCUCUACUACUGCAUUUGCUGCAAUCGCCAACUCUUCCGCUACAUUCGUUAACAUAGAAUUUCAACAGAUAUGAACUAUGAAAGGGAAAUUUUAUGGUACUCUUUAAGAAAAGGGUAAUGAUGCUCUUUGUUGUAAUAAAAUUAUUAAUGGACGUUAUGAAAUUGUGUAUCAUCAUUAUUUAUUUUGGAUUCUUUACCUUUACUUUUAA
Messenger RNA from Malus domestica (apple), 639 nucleotides. RefSeq names its product EG45-like domain containing protein. Lineage: Eukaryota; Viridiplantae; Streptophyta; Magnoliopsida; Rosales; Rosaceae. The record is from RefSeq and is a predicted model, not a curated record.